UCUUGGUAACAAUAAUAUUGGAAGCGAUACAGGUGAAAUAAGGAAAAUCGAUUAUUGUCGCACCGUAGACUUAAUUAAACCUUUCCGCUUUGUACAUCACUUUCAGAUAAUGGCCACACAGCGAAUGUUGACCAUAGUCAAGAUGACAAUUCCAACUCUGAUAAUGUGGAGAAAGGUAGAUAGUUUUCUUUUUAUACCAUGGAGCUAGUAGAUGAUUUUCGUUAAAGAUUUAUAUAAAAAUUUAGGUCAUGAUAUUUCUAGCACAGUUUGCCCACAAUGUAGCAGGCCAAGACUAUACUGUCAUUGCUCGACAAAUCAUAAUGCGACGUAUUUUUGGCAGGAAGAUAUUGCAUCCUCAUCCUCAUCAAAUAGUUCUGAACGCUCAAUCACUCCACCACCCACUCACUUUAAUAUUCCAGUAUCAACAACUUCAUCUCCACUAACACCAUUAACAAGUCAACUAAUUCCUCACAACACAUCCAAGUAUAACCAUCACGAUACAGGAAUCGUGUCUACUACAACGGCAACGACAGCGACAAGUGCUACUGCUGCCUUACCGUCCAUCCAUAGCAUAGCUCGAUUAGUAUCUCCGUCUUCAUCACUUACACCUACUACUAGUACUAUGGGUUACAGCAGCAACAACAAUGGUAUACCAAACAAUCGUUUGCAAGUACGUCACCUGAUAAUACCAAUCCAUGAUCCUUCCGAUGAUAUUGAUAGUGAUACACCUAUAUAUAAAUCAAUGGAGGAGAGUCAUGGAAAUUUAGGCGAAUUUGCAAACAAUAGCUCUGAGGAGCUCAUUCAUCAAAUUUACAACAAUUUCAACUCCUCCAAUUCAUCAGCUUCCUCCCCGUUACUGACAGAAGAAGACGAUAAACUGGUAGAAUUGGCAAGAGACCCUUAGAACGAUGCUGGCAUUGUGACAUAUGAUUAUGAUGUUAUAUGCACGAGACUUUAUUACUAUUCUUUCUAAUAUUUUCUCAACUUGCAUUAAUAUCAUCAUUAUCGUCAUCUUCUUGUUCGAUAUAAUCUAAUUGCUGUGGUUCACCAUAAG
Molecule: messenger RNA, 1054 nt
Organism: Mycotypha africana
Lineage: Eukaryota; Fungi; Mucoromycota; Mucoromycetes; Mucorales; Mycotyphaceae
Exons: 1
Coding region: 212-904 (230 amino acids)
Source: RefSeq, a predicted model, not a curated record